Effrenium voratum is the source of this 1653-nucleotide messenger RNA. Lineage: Eukaryota; Dinophyceae; Suessiales; Symbiodiniaceae. The record is from the annotation of a GenBank genome assembly.
AUGGAGUUGGCGAACGUGAUGCAGUCCUUCGAGGAGUCCAUGAAGGCGGCCAAGGCGGACUUCGAAGCAAGCCUGGGGAGUGCUGAGGAAAAGCUCGCAAGCGGGGUGCACCGGUGUCUGAGCCGGCCAAGACAGCACAAGUUGCUCCGGCGGAAGAGGCAGCGGCGGGACCUGCAGUGCAGCCGGAGCGCCACAGCCCAGGUACGCCCCCUGCCGUGCUCAAGCCGCGGCGGCGGCUGCGCCCCACCAGAUGCCUGGAGCCCGGGCCGGGCGACACCCCGCCGGCAUCGCCCGCGUCGCCGCGCGCGAGCGCCGCUGGGCGCGCCGUGGCCGCCUUCGCUUCGCCGAAGCGGCCAACGCGCGAGCCGGAAGUGCCGGCCUCCAGAGCGGAGGAGAAGCUGGGGGCGGACGGCACGAACACCGAGCCGGAGAGCCACGAAUUCGAUGCCCAAGGGCUUCCUGACGGAUGGUCCAGCAAACUUCACGUCACCUCCACAGGCCGGCGCUACAAGGUCUUCUUCACCCCUUGCGGCCGCCGCUUCACCUCUUUGUCGCGGGCCAAAGAGUUUAUUGAGACAAAGGCGCAGCCUGAGCGAAAGCAAGCUGAGCAGACACAGCCUGAGCAGACGCAGCCUGAGCGGACGCCGCCCGAGCGAAAGCAACCUGAGCAGAAGCAGCCUGAGCGGACGCCGCCCGAGCCGAAAGCACCCUGAGCAGAAGCAGCCUGAGCGGACGCCGCCCGAGCGAAAGCACCCUGAGCAGAAGCAGCCUGAGCGGACGCCGCUCGAGCGAAAGCAAGCUGAGCAGAAGCAGCCUUUGGAAGAAGUCAAGGAGCCGGCGCGGCGGCAUGACGUCUUGGCGGUUUCGGGGGAUUUUGCCAGCAUUGACGUCCGAGCAUGCCGGCGGACGCUUCAGGCGCUCCUGGCGGAGCUGCCGACGCCGCGCUGCGCAAUUUCGCAGCUGGCGCUGGCCACCGCGGAUCAGCUCCUAAGCGACGCGGGCGAAUCCGACGAGGGCGUGGCGUUCGCCAAGCUCACGGCUGCGGGCUCCGUGUUGGACUUGAUGGCGGUGAUGAACAAGUGCAGCCACCUUCUCAAGGUGUCACUGGCGGUGCGCGGCGUGCUCAGCGCUGUGGCGGUACUCCAGGAGGAGUGGCUGCUGCAGCCCCUCCUGGAGCCUGUGGUGGCCCCGGCCUUCCUGGCCGCCACGGCCGCCCAGGCGGCCACGGCGCCGCUGCCCGGCGGCGCCUGCGAGCUGCUGCAGCACUGCGCCUUGUUGGCGUGCGACGAAAGUGAGCACUCCCAGAGGCUCCUUUGCGCUGCCUCCUGCGGCUUUCUGAAUGUUUGCCGUGCGCUGGCCAUGGAGGCUGCGUACUCGCAGGCGGAUCGGCUCUUGCUGCAGGAGGCGCAGUGCCGGGUGCGCGCGGCGGCGGCCAAGGCCGCGCGGGCGGCGGCCGCGGAGCUGAAGAGCGAGCUGGCGGGCGAGGCGGAGCCUUCGACCUCGGCAAAGCCAACGGGCCGGGAGUCGGCGAUCCAAGCCGCGGUGGAUGCGGCAGCCUCUGAAGCAGACAGGCAAUGCAAGGAGCUUGACGCCUUGCGCGGGGAGAUCCUGUCAGGCAAUGAGCUAUGGUGGGACAGCAUGGGAUAUGAGCCC